AAAACUCACAACUGAAAAAGACUUGUACUGCCCCUUCCCUUUUCCCUCUCUUCAUCUCUUCCGAUAGCUAAUUAUAUUAAAACCCAUCUAAAUCUACCCUUCUCUUUCUUGGAUUCACCUUCUUAAUCUUUAGUAACUGGUUGUGGAACAUCUUUGUUAAUUUCUAGUUAGCUUUGUGGACGUGUACUCUUUAAAUCCAACGAUGAAGUUUUGGUUUAGAAAGCUAUGACGUUUUAAAGAUCAGAUUUUGGUGUAUAUCUUGAGUUUUACUCUUUUUUGAGAGGGAGUUCUGAAUCUUGGAGUUGGCAUGGUCGGUAAAGAGGACGGGAAUCCUCUGGCUCCCUGCCAGCUUCCAUCUGCUGGCGGGUCGCGUAAAGUGUUCUGGCGUUCUGCAUCUUGGUCUUCUUCGAGGAAUGCUGUUCAAAAUCCUGAAACUCAAGAGAAAGAUUACGUGUUAGAUCCAAAUGGGAGUGGUUUUGAUAAUGGUGAUAAUGGGGGCAGUAAUGGUCAAAACCAUCGGUACCCUGUUCCAUUAACUCCACGGUCCCAACAUAACUUUAAGGCGCGGUCCUGCUUGCCGCCUUUGCAGCCAUUGGCGAUUGCUCGUAGGAGCUUAGAUGAGUGGCCGAAAGCGGGUUCUGAUGAUAUAGGUGAGUGGCCUCAGCAGGCAACUACUCCAAGUGGGAACAAAAAUGGUGAGAGAUUAAAACUCGAUUUAUCUUCUAUCCAGAAAAAUCCAGAUAAGAAUGCAGGAUUAGUGAAGAGAGAUAGGAUUGCUUUCUUUGAUAAAGAGUGCUCGAAAGUAGCAGAGCAUGUGUAUCUUGGUGGGGAUGCGGUUGCUAAGGAUAGAGAUAUUUUGAAGCUAAAUGGGAUUACUCAUGUGCUAAAUUGUGUUGGUUUUGCAUGUCCAGAGUACUUUAAGGCUGACUUCAUUUAUAGGACAUUGUGGUUGCAGGAUAGUCCUUCAGAGGAUAUUACGAGUAUCCUUUAUGAUGUUUUUGAUUAUUUUGAGGAUGUUAGGGAGCAGUGUGGGAGGGUUUUUGUUCAUUGUUGUCAAGGGGUUUCACGGUCUACUUCAUUGGUGAUUGCUUAUCGUAUAUGGAGAGAGGGUCAGAGUUUUGAUGAUGCCUUCCAAUACGUCAAGGCCGCGAGAGGAAUUGCUGAUCCAAAUAUGGGUUUUGCUUGCCAGCUAUUACAAUGCCAGAAGAGAGUUCAUGCUUUCCCUCUUAGUCCUAGUUCAUUGUUGAGACUGUAUAGAGUUGCCCCACAUUCACCAUAUGAUCCCUUGCAUCUUGUCCCAAGAAUGUUGAAUGAUCCUACACCCUCUGCUUUGGAUUCGAGAGGUGCCUUUAUUAUUCAUAUACCUUCUGCAAUAUAUAUUUGGAUAGGUAAACGCUGUGAGGUCAUCAUGGAAAGGGAUGCAAGAGGAGCUGUAUGUCAGAUUGUCCGAUAUGAGAGGGUUCAAGGCCCAGUAAUAGUGAUUAAAGAAGGAGAAGAACCGGGUUACUUUUGGGAUGCAUUUUCAAAUUAUCUACCUCUAAUGGAGAAAUCAGGUAAUGGAGUGAAGGCUGGGGAAUCAGCUGUUAAAUUAUUCCCUGGUGAGAGGAGAGUAGAUGCUUACAACACUGAUUUUGAAAUAUUCCAAAAGGCUAUCAAGGGAGGUUUUGUACCUCCAUUUGCAUCAUCAGAGAAUGAACAUGAAACUCAACUUCCUGCUAGAGAAAAUAGUUGGAGCGUCUUAAGACGGAAAUUUGCACCGAUUGACAUGAAAGAGUUUGUUGCAGCGCCAAAGAUAUUUCUCUCUAGAGUCUAUUCAGAUUCAAUGAUGAUUGUGCACUCCUCUUCACCAUCAUCAUCAUCCUCUUCUUCUCCUCCUUAUCUUUCCCCAGAUUCAAUCUCGUCUGAUUCUAGUAGUAGCUCAAAGUACUUCUCAGAAUCUUCUCUAGAUUCUCCUUCUCCUUCUGCAGCUUCAUCUUCUGUUCUCGUGUCUUCAACACUGUCUAACUUUCGUAGUUUGUCUCUUUUAUCUUCCGAGUCUUCUUCUCAACCAAUAUCCAACUCUCAUGAAUUUCGUGGCGUGAAUAGCACAGCCAAUCAACCUUCUCAAGUAACUUUCUUAACGUCUAAAAGAUCUCCGCAUUCGCUCGCAGAACGUAGAGGUAGCUUAUCAAAAACUUUAAGGCUGCCAGUGAUGACUGAUAGUAUGAGGGGGACUAAGUUACCUACAAGUUCUUGUGAGGAAGAUGGUGUCAGAAUAAACAAUAAUAGUUUUUCUUGGUGUAAUUCAGAUACUAGAGAAAUAGUUUUAGAGUCCAAGAGUGAUAUUAAAGAAGGAAUUAAAGAACCAGUGCAACAAUGCAACUCGAGUAUGUGUUCAGAUAGAGUAGCUGUUGAUGAUUCACAUCACAAGGAAGACAACUUGUCAAAAAUUUGCGAAGGGUUUGAUAAAGAUUGUAUCUCAGGAGAAGAUUUGGGGUGUUCUAAUUCGGACAGGUUGCAACCGGUUUUUUCUUUUCACAACUUAAAGCAACCAUUGGUUUGUCAGUGGCCCAGUUUGGAAAAAUUUCCAACUUUCAGCAUCAGUGACUUGGAUUCUAAAGCUGCUUUUGCAAUUCUAGCACCGACUACAAGUUUAGACAAAGAUGAGAACAGGGUUCUAUAUGUUUGGGCAGGGAGGUCAUAUCCUUUUGAUGAGAGCCUGAAUCAGUUAGAUUGCAGCCAAGGAUUAAUAGAUGGGAAACUUAUUGAUACGAUUCUUACUCACAUGGGUCUUCCAAAGGAUAUUCUCAUUAAGAUUGUGAAAGAGGAUGAAGAACCAGAAGAAUUUCUUGCAUUGUUGGGUGCAUUAUAGCAUCAUUGAGAUGAAGGAAGAUUCUGCAGUGCAAUAGCUUAUUUCUUUUCAGUUACUUCAGCUGUCAAAUUUCUUACAAAUUUUCAGGCAUUUAAAUGAACUUCUAGAGGAAAACCAGCGAGGUGGCUGCUGUGAAAGCUUUUGUGGGGCUGGCUAUUAAUCUGGGUUGUACAGUGCUGUUACACCUUGGUAACUUGCAUUAUUUGGUCUCACAAUUUCAUAUUCUUGUAUAUUCUCUCAUUGUUUAGAAACAAAUUCCUGAAGCCCUUUUCAGGGGAAAAUAGAUACAUUGAAAUUAAGCUUACUGCCGUUGAUAUUCCUUUGUUUCCUAUCUGAAAAUCUCAAUUGUUUAGUUA
Molecule: messenger RNA, 3207 nt
Organism: Mercurialis annua (annual mercury)
Lineage: Eukaryota; Viridiplantae; Streptophyta; Magnoliopsida; Malpighiales; Euphorbiaceae
Product: protein-tyrosine-phosphatase MKP1
Exons: 4
Coding region: 308-2851 (847 amino acids)
Biological process (GO): protein dephosphorylation
Molecular function (GO): protein tyrosine/serine/threonine phosphatase activity
Source: RefSeq, a predicted model, not a curated record